UGCAGCGCAGCCAUGAGCGCGGGUUCGAUUGAGCAAGAGCCGUCGCGCAAGCUGGCCUGCUGCGGGGUGCCCCUCAUCACCGAGGACAUGCAGUCCCUGGCCAUCCGCACCCUCUCGGGCACCGACAUCAGCAAGCACUACGACCUCAUCCGCGAGCUCGGCAAGGGCACCUACGGCAAGGUGGACCUGGUGUCCCACAAAAGCACAGGCACCAAGAUGGCCCUGAAGUUUGUCAACAAGAGCAAGACGAAGCUGAAGAACUUCCUGCGGGAGUUCAGCAUCACCAACACGCUCUCCUCCAGCCCCUUCAUCAUCAAGGUCUUCGACGUGGUCUUCGAGACAGAGGACUGCUACGUCUUCGCUCAGGAGUAUGCCCCCGGCGGGGACCUCUUCGACAUCAUCCCGCCGCAGGUGGGGCUCCCCGAGGAGCUGGUGAAGCGCUGCGUGCAGCAGCUGGGCCUGGCCCUCGACUACAUGCACAGCAAGAGCCUGGUGCACCGGGACAUCAAACCGGAGAACGUCCUGCUCUUCGACCGCGACUGCCGCCGCGUCAAACUGGCCGACUUCGGCAUGACCCGCAAGGUGGGCUGCCGGGUCAAGCGCAUCAGCGGCACCAUCCCCUACACGGCGCCCGAGGUUUGCCAAGCCGGGGCGGAGGGCUUCGCCGUGGACACCAGCAUCGACGUCUGGGCUUUCGGGGUGCUCAUCUUCUGCGUCCUCACCGGUAACUUCCCCUGGGAGGCGGCGGCGGCUUCCGACGCCUUCUUCGAGGAGUUUGUGCGGUGGCAGAAGGGGCGGCUGGGGGGGCUGCCCUCGCAGUGGCGACGCUUCACGGACAGCGCCCUGCGCAUGUUCCAGCGCCUGCUGGCCCUCGACCCCGAGAAGCGCUGUCCCGUCAAGGAGGUCUUCUACUUCAUCAAGUGCGACUUGAUGGCCGAGGUGCGGCGCCGACCCUCCUACCGCUCCCGCAAGCACGCCGGGGACAAGCUCCCGGCCGGUCCCCAUCGCCACGAGGCGGCCGGCUCCUGCACCCCUGCCCCGCUCAAGAGGACCGUCCUGACCGAAGGGAGCGGACCCCGCGGCUCCGAGCCGAGCGCGGCCCCCCCGGGGACGGCGAGCAGGACAGACGGACGGCAGGACAAAGGCAAAGGGCAGAUGGUCCUGGCCACAGCAAUAGAGAUCUGCGUCUGACGGCGCCGGGGCCGCACGCGGUGGCCGCCUGUCCCGUCCCGUCCCCCCGCCCCGGGGACGGGGAUGGGGGGUGUUGCUCGUGGUGGUGGCACGAGCCGGGACCAGGCUCCGGGUCUCCCAAAGCAAAAAAAGAAAAGAAACAAAAUCGACGAGGAAAAGGACAAAACUGGUUGCGCUCCGUAGCACCGAGGAUGCUGAUCCCCCCGGCCCUGCCUGGGUGAGGCCGGCGGCGGGAGCCCGGCCGAGGGCACUGCUCGCUGCCGGCGAGGACGUCGGUGCUCCCGGCUCCUGCCACAGCCAUGCCGCCCCCUCCAAGGCUCCCCGCUGGGUGGCAUGGGGAGGGGUCUCCCAAUACG
Messenger RNA from Gymnogyps californianus (California condor), 1547 nucleotides. Its product is annotated as serine/threonine-protein kinase SBK1-like. Gene Ontology annotation, biological process: peptidyl-threonine phosphorylation; peptidyl-serine phosphorylation. Gene Ontology annotation, molecular function: protein serine/threonine kinase activity; ATP binding. NCBI's taxonomy places the organism in Eukaryota, Metazoa, Chordata, Aves, Accipitriformes, Cathartidae. The record is from RefSeq and is a predicted model, not a curated record.